Pectinophora gossypiella (pink bollworm) is the source of this 3457-nucleotide messenger RNA. RefSeq lists its product as uncharacterized. The record is from RefSeq and is a predicted model, not a curated record. The coding region runs from base 128 to 3085 and encodes 985 amino acids. NCBI's taxonomy places the organism in Eukaryota, Metazoa, Arthropoda, Insecta, Lepidoptera, Gelechiidae. The transcript is spliced from 4 exons.
AAAUUUGUAGUAUAUGAAUACCGCUAUUUGUUUUGACAUUUCGCCUUCGUUCGCCAAUUUCUGUUUCGGUGAUCCCGCUCUUUCUAUGAAUUAAUCUUUCUAAAAAAAUAUUUAAACCGUCGUCGAAAUGGCGGAAGCAGGGAAGAAGAGGAAUAGAAAAAGUAAACUAGUGCCGCGAGAUUUUACAAGAUACGACAAAGUCACGUACCAUUUUCCGGAAUCGCAAAAAAUUAAGUCUACAAUAAAAAAAUUGUUACCACGAAUCAAGGAUAAAAUCAAUGAUCCCUUCUUAGAUUCAUCGAUUGAUUCUUCUGCCAACUUCUCCGUGCAAAUAGCAGUGGAACCUUGCGAAGAAUUCGUCGAUGACAAUCAGCUGAUUUGGAAAGAGCUGGAAAUUACAGAAGUCACUAUAAGUGAUGCAGCUCUCCGUUGUGAGACAGAGAAGAUGAUGGCCAUUACAACAAGUAAUGUAGAUAAAGUUAUAGAAAUAGAAAUACGGAACUAUUGGGGCAAAUACGUACAAGCAGUGGAAGAAGUAUCGUUCUACCACGACAAACUGAUCCAAGAUGUACUCAAAAAAUUGGGAUACGGGAUUGUGGAAUCAAUUCUAGCAUACAAAUGUUACAUAUGCAAGGUUGGCUGGUGGCAUUUAGGCCCGUUCCGUGACCACAUUAGACAACACAAAGACAUUAAUGUUGAUAUUAAAAUGAAUAAUAAUUUGUACUAUAUCGUUGCAAACAAACAAGAUGUGAAAGCUGACAAUGACUAUGUAAAGAUUGACGGUAAAUGCCGGGUCUGCCUCAGGACCCAUGACGAGCACUAUACGCUCAAUGCAUUUAAUAAUUUUAGAUGUAAUAGAUGUGACAAUCACUUGUCUACGUGCAAUAAGUUAUUCGCACACGAAAAUCUCUACCUGAGGUACACAAGUGUUGAAAACUAUAAAGUGUCAUGCAUUUGUAAGAUAUGUGGCGUUGAAUGUUUGACAAGUGCACGUUUUAGUGAACAUAUCCAAUUAAGGCACACAGUCAGAUCAGAUAAGCCUAUCAUAUUGAACGACUGGAAAACAUGCUGUUACUGUCGAAGAAAGUAUAUAGACAUUUACAGCCACGCUUGUCCACAUAAAAAGGAUAGGUUGAAGUGUGUGUUUUGCGGUAGAACGUUCCAGACAAACCAACAAGUGGUUGGCCAUGUGAUCUACAAUUUGAAAAGAGACUGCAACUGUAAAGUCUGCGGGCAAUAUUUGAAAACCCAGUGCUUGGAACUGCAACAUAUGGUAACUCAUAGCAAGAACUAUGUUUUAGUUUGUAAAUGUAUUCGGUGCAAGAUACAUGUGCUUUGUGCUAAUAAAAAAGCAUUGGAGCAUCAUUCUACAAGGGUUCACAGAAGAUGCACUGUGUAUUAUGAACAAAUUGUAGUUCCAGUUACCUGCUUCAGUUCAAAGAGGACGGGAACGCUGAACUGUGAAAACACGCUUCAGAAAAUUGACAAGACUCCAGAUGAACCAACCACGCCAGCUGACCUUACAUCAUUAUUAGCAACAACACAGCACCUGAAACACGAAAACGAUAAUUCUGAGCAGGACGUUGCAAAAACAAAACAAAGAAUUAAAGAAGAAAAAUCUCAUGAAUAUAUAGAAGUUAAAAAAGAAAACAAUGUAGAAAAUACUUCUAUCAAGUUGGAACACGAAAUAUGUUUGACCGAAUUUGACAACAGCUCUGAACAAAAUUUGGAACCAAAAUGUACAACUUCAAUGACCGUUGAAGAAGAUUUGGCACCAGAACCUACACGUUUAAUGAACAAAGUCAUCAUCCCAGUAAAAGUUUAUUCUGGAAAGAGUAUGAAUGAUGCUGAUAUACGCGAUAGACAAAAAACAGAACUAAAAAUAGAAGAAGAAAUAGAUUAUGAUGAAGAAAAUCCUUCUAUCGGGGCGGAACACGAAAUAUGUUUGACCGAAUUUGACAACAGCUCUGAACAAGAUUUGGAACCAAAAUAUACAACUUCAAUGACCGUCGAAGAAGAUUUGGCACCAGAACCUACACGUUUAAUGAACAAAGUCAUCAUCCCAGUAAAAGUUUAUUCUGGAAAGCGGAUAAAUGAUGAUGAUUUACACGAUAGACAAAAAACAGAACUAACAAUAGAAGAAGAAAUAGGUUAUGAUGUAGAAAAUAGAAGUAUCGAGGCGGAAUUUGACAACGACAGCUCUGAACAAGAUUUGGAACCAAAAUGUGACACUCCACUAACGAUUAAUUCUAAAAAGCGGGAAAAUGAUGACAGAAGUAAUACUAGAAAACCCAAUAAACGGACAUGCAAUAUUAGUGCCUUAGAAACUAAAUGGACAAAUUCUGACGUUUUGCAAAGUUCCUUAACAGACACAGCGGAAGUGUUAGUGUACAACAUUGCAGAUGAUGGAAAUGUACAAUGGGAAUACGUUAUCGACAAUGUAAACGAUGAAGACGCAAUCAGUUUGAAACCAGAAAUAACGGAUGAAUUUAACGAUGAUAGUUAUUUAAAUGAUGAUCGUAAUGAUGGAAUAUAUGACGUACAAGGCGAAACUGUAAUCAAGAGUAAGAGUGAUUUUUCACAAGACAAAGUCAGUCUGAAACAAAUUGUUAACAAUAGUUUAGAUGAAGGAACCGCGUUGCAUUACCAAGCUUACGAAGAAAAAACAGAUGACAGAGAUAAUGAUGAAGAUAGUGAUAUAAAAGCAGACCAUGAAGCGUGUAUGGCUGAAUUGACAAAAGUUUAUAAACAAUUUCAAGCAUCAAAAAGCACUGGCAGAACUACAAAAUCCAGUCUUUGUUCCAAAGAAUUGAUGAUUAAACAUGAACCGUUAGAUUUAAGUAGCGAUGAUGUUGCUAAUAAAGUGAAUACUCUUAAUUUCUCGAUUGAAACUUCAAGACACAAUUCUGCACCUGAAGAAGACGAUCUAAAACCAAAAAACGAAAGCCCUUUUACAGCACUCGCGACAACCCAUAGCGAAUUUUACAGAAUAAGCGUUCACGAAGAAUUCUUGUGCAAGGAAUCUCUUUAUUUUAAUGAAGAUGGUGUAAUGAAUGACAUCAGUAACAAAGGGGGAUGCAGUUAAUUCUGAAAUUGAAACCAAUCGUAUCCGUCACUUCCUUAACGGAGAUAUCGUUAACGAAAAAGCAAUUAAAGAACCAAUCUAAUUAAGUAUAGAAUGAAUUUGGUGCCAUAAAAUGAAUUGUUUAUUCUCUGCCAUAAACCCUCUGUGAUUUGAGGAAUGACUGUCUUGAAAUGGGGUUAAUAGUGAUUUGAUAAAGUCUUGGUAUAAGAAAACCAUGGAUAAACCCUGACACCAGGGUUGAUGAGGUUGGUAUUCACCUCACAACCCACACAACAAGAAGACCAUGGAUAAAACUAUUUUUUUUUUGUUGUAUGUUAUCAUUCCAAUAAUAAUCGUCUAUUUUCUAUGGAAAUAUAAUGAAAUUGGUAAUAU